Malania oleifera is the source of this 2417-nucleotide messenger RNA. RefSeq lists its product as uncharacterized. The record is from RefSeq and is a predicted model, not a curated record. Gene Ontology annotation, molecular function: zinc ion binding; nucleic acid binding. Bases 205 to 1740 code for a protein of 511 amino acids. Lineage: Eukaryota; Viridiplantae; Streptophyta; Magnoliopsida; Santalales; Ximeniaceae. The transcript is spliced from 12 exons.
UUAAAAAAAGGUAAUCGGGAAAAAACUCUGUAAUCGCGAUGUCGUGAGACAUGAGUUCUGCGAGCAGAGACCGAUAUGUUUCGUACAAUUUCAUGCUUUUCCCAUCGCUGAACGCUUAAAUUUGCUAAGCUGAAGAAGAUUUUUUCCCGAGAAAAUGAAACUAAGGUAGCGGGAAAAUGAAACUAAGGUGACGUGGAGUCAGUAAUGGAAGAACCGGUGAUUGUGUUGAGCAGUGGCGAGAAUGGGGAUGACGACCACGACAACGAAGUGCAGGUGGUUGAAGUGAAGGGUGGCGGAUCCGUAGUUGAAGUGAUAGAUCUGACUUGCUCUCCUUAUGAUGAUGAGUACGCUGUGCUUUCUGAUAUGAGAGGCUUCGAGAACCUCGCGGCGAUGCUAGAGGCCGAGAAGUUUAGGAGGAAAAAGAAGAGAAAGAGGAAGAAGAGAAGGAAAUGGCAUGAAUGUAUAGCUCCACAACCAGCUGGAAAUUUUGAAAACGUAGAAGAGCAGAUGAACCGCAAAGCUGUGGAAACAAAUAAAGUAUGGGAAACAGAGAUUAACCCCAUAUCAGUAAAAGCCAUGCCACAAAAUCUUGGUGGAAAUGUUGAAAACAAAGAAGCGAAGGUGAAUCUUAAAGCUACAGAUAAAAGUAAAGCAUCAGAAACAGAGACAAACCACACAUUAAAAGAAAUGCGACAAAAUCUUGGUGCAAAUGUUGAAAGUGAAGGAGAGCAGGUGAACCUUAAAGCUAUGGAAACAAAUAACAUAUUGGAAACAGAGACAAACCCCAUAUCAGUAAAUGACAUGCAACAAAAUAUUGGUGGAAAUGUUGAAUACAAAGAAGAGCAGGUGAACCUUAAAGCUGUGGAAACAAAUAAAGUAUGGGAAACAGAGACAAAUCCCAUAUCAGUAAAAGACAUGCGGCAAAAUCUUGGUGUUGAUACUGUGGAAGCUAAAAAGCUUGCUGAUACAAAUAAAAGUAUAGGAAUAGUGAUAACUGAGAUGCAAGGAAAUGCUGUCCUACGAAAGCUUCUUAGGGGAUCAAGAUAUUUUGAUAUUCCAGAAAGCCGCUGGAAAAUGUGCCACAAUUGUGGUGAAGAUAGUCAUGCAGCAGUAAAUUGUAUGCAACAACAGCGAACGAAACCAUGCUUCAUCUGUCGUAGUUUUGAGUGUAGUGGGAAGCAGUGCGAGCAGGACCUAUCAUCGGGGAAGACGAUUGACAGUGCUAAGGAGUGUGAGGGAUUCUACUACAUUAAGGAGGCUAAUCAUUGCUUUUUCUGCCAAAGAAGAGGCCAUUUUGCCAAAGACUGUCCUGAUAAACAUGAAGAGGACUGUGUGACUUCUCAAAUUUGUCUUCGAUGUGGAGAUUCAGGGCAUGAUCUGAUGUCAUGUGGGAACAACUAUUCUUCCCAUGAUCUUAGGAAAAUUCAGUGUUACAUGUGCAAGAGCUUCGGCCAUCUCUGUUGUGCUAAUUUUCCAGAGUUGGAUCCAUGUCAAGUUACAUGCUACAAUUGUGGUCUGCCUGGUCAUGUGGGUUCGGCGUGCAAAAAAUUGUGUGGAGAUGCCAGCAGGACAAGAUCUCCUUUAUGCUACAACUGUGGAGAGGAAGGUCUUAAACAGGAUUGUGCACCAGAUGCCGAGGUUGGGUGGAGCAUGGGUGACCUGUUAACUCCUAAUCAGGGAAAUGCCGAGAACAAGAUUGUCACCCAAUAUUUACUCUACUCAGAAAAGCGCCAUACAUGAUGUGAAUAUGACAGCACUUCAAUUAGGGGGGGGGGGGGGGGGGGGGGGGGGGGUUGUGGUGGGGGAUGGAAUAAAGCAUAGAGGUGUAUCCAAAAACGCCCUCUAGAGGUGGGAGAAUCAGCUGAUGAAGUAGGCAACUAUCCCAUGAAAAGUAAAUUAAAACCAUCACUCCCAAGACUAUAUGUUCUCAAACUUGCCUCAAAUUUUACGAUAAUGAUUGCAAAAGCUUCAGUAGUCUGUGGGGUUAUUACGCAUGCCUAGCUAAAGGAGACUUGGUUUUGUCUGUAUGCUUGCAAUAGAACUGCAAAGGAGAAGCUGCAAACAGCAGUGUUAUCACCCUCUUUUGUUAUGGGCAUGACUUGUCGUUAUUUCCCUCGGAUUCUAGGAGUAUACAACCCAUGCGCUUAGAUGGUUGUAGAACGAAUUUAAAUUUAGCAUUUUCUGGACUUGUUUUUCUUUCUUUUUAUUUUUUCCAUAUUAGCUCCUAACAUGCAUGAGAGUGAGUCGAUUUUGGUUGAUUUUAGUUUAAAAUCAAAAUUGAAUUAAGCUUCCUCAUGUGGCAAGAUGCAAUAUGAGCCAAAUUGUUUGUUUGCCAAAUUUUCAAAUUGCGGCCAAACAACCAAGUUUCAAAACCAAACUAGAUUUACAUUAAGUUCUUGGUUUGGUUGGUUCACAAA